Molecule: messenger RNA, 837 nt
Organism: Pyrenophora tritici-repentis Pt-1C-BFP
Lineage: Eukaryota; Fungi; Ascomycota; Dothideomycetes; Pleosporales; Pleosporaceae
Source: RefSeq, a predicted model, not a curated record
AUGCAAAUCCGCCAAUACCUCUCCAUCCCACCUGCACUCACAUCUACCCUCCUCGGCGGCGACGGCUACAAUCCAGUUACUCCAGUGCCCAAUAUGCCUACGUUGACUACGACGUCGGUGUUGACGUCUGCGGUUACGCUUACGAGUUUCGUUACUGUUACUACGGGCCAGCUUUCUUCAAGCACUGGUAUGGCGUCUUCGGUGCCCGCCUCGAUUUCCUCGGUGGUGCCGUCGUCGGUGUCGACGCCUACGCCGUCGCCUUCGGUGAAUCCUUAUCCUAACUUGCCUCCUAAGCUGGUUAGUGCGAUUGAGGGGCUGGAUGAUUGUACUCAAACCAUCCUCUUCACCAACCUCGCAAACUCCCCCUGCAACCCCGCAGACUCAUCCUGCAUCUGCAUCCAACUCCGCAACGCCGGUUUGACAAACACGAUUGCGGCAACUUGUACCACGGAUGCUACGACGCAGUAUACGGGCUUUCAGGACAAUGUUUGUGGUCCGAUUUUGGCGUCAUCUUCCGUGCCUGUUUCCUCAACGCCCGCUGCUUCUUCUUCGUCUGCGCCGGUGUCCUCGUCUUCGAUGAUGCAGUCUAGCAGAAGCAGUGUUGUUGUUGUUGUUGUUGUUACAUCGACGACACCUGCGCCGGUGGUUUCUACACCUGCUCUGGUGGGUAAUGCGACGACGACGACUAUGUAUACGAAUACCGCGUUGGUGCCGAGUGUACCGAGUGAUACCAGCGCUCCUGGUCCUUCGACAGUUUUGCCCGAACCACCGGUUUACACAGGUGGUGCGGCAGUUGUUAAGAGGGGGGUGUUUGGUGUGGUGUUUGCUGGGCUUUGA